GAGAAGCGCUAAUCGUUUCCGAGCCACGGCCAUAUAAACAUGUGACCCGCUGUGUGGUCGCUCAGUCUCCGCUGCACCUGACGGGAUUACGCACACACAGACGCACACCCAGCCGGAGAUCUCUGUCCCGUCCCCCAGUACACGGUGGAGCGCUGCGGGAGAAGACGAUGAACCCCACGGACCAGGGCGCCCAGAUCGAGCCGCUGCUGCCAUCGGUUAACCCUUCCUUUGGCUCGUCAUUUGGACGUAGAAGUUUGAGAAACGACGAUGAGGCUGUGGUGGACAGAGGGGGGACGCGGUAUCAACAGGGAACCAACUUCGAGCAGGAGGAUCUGGAAGACCACAAGACUCUCUACAUCGGGGUCCACGUCCCCUUGGGCAGCACCAGGCACCGCAGCCAUCGCAGGCACCGUCACCAUGGAAACAAGCACAGGAGGAGGAGCAGGGACCGGGACCUCCCCUUGGUUGAGGGUAGAGAGUCUCCUCUUUAUGACACCCCAUCCCAGAGAGUGCAGUUCCUGCUGGGCGCCGAGGACGACGACGAGGAGCAUAUUCCUCAUGACCUGUUCACAGAGAUGGAUGAGAUCUGUGUGAGGGACGGCGAGGAUCCGGAGUGGAGGGAAAGUGCCAGGUGGCUGAAGUUUGAAGAGGAUGUUGAGGACGGAGGGGAGCGAUGGAGUAAACCCUACGUGGCCACUCUGUCUCUGCACAGUCUGUUCGAGCUGCGAAGCUGCAUCAUCAACAGCACCGUGCUGCUCGACAUGAGGGCCAACUCCAUUGAAGAGAUUGCAGACAUGGUCCUGGACCACCAGGACUUAUACUCGCCACUGGGGGAUGAGCUCCGGCUGAAAGUGCGGGAAACACUGUUGAAGCAGCACCAUCACCAGAACCAGAAGAAGCUGGCUAACCGCCUGCCGAUCGUACGCUCCUUUGCUGACAUGGGGCGACGAACAUCGGACCUCCACCUGGACAAGAAUGGUCAGAUGUCGUCCUCCCAGUGUCACUUACCGGGUCCAGAUGGGAAAGUGGACGUCAGUAGAGAAAACACUUCUGUCGACUUCAGCAAGAUAGACCUUCACUUCAUGAAGAAGAUCCCAGUCGGCGCUGAAGCUUGUAACGUGUUGGUGGGGGAGUUGGAGUUUCUGAACAAACCUGUGGUGGCGUUCGUGCGUCUCUCACCGGCGGUUAUGCUCAACGGUCUGUCUGAAGUCCCCAUCACCACGAGGUUUCUGUUUAUUCUCCUGGGGCCUUUGGGUAGAGGGAUUCAGUAUCAUGAGAUUGGAAGAUCCAUUGCAACACUUAUGACAGACGAGGUUUUCCAUGACGUAGCCUAUAAAGCUAAAGACCGUAACGAUCUGAUCGCUGGGAUUGACGAAUUCCUCGAUCAGGUGACAGUGCUGCCUCCAGGAGAGUGGGACCCGUCCAUACGGAUAGAGCCACCCAAAAAUGUACCAUCUCAGGAGAAGAGAAAGAAAUGUAAUAUUUUACAAAACGGUUUAGUCGAGGGUGAGGAGGAGGAGGAAAUUGGAGGCCAUGGUGGUCCUGAACUGCAACGCACUGGGAGGUGGUUUGGUGGUCUCUUUCUAGACAUCAAGCGAAAGGCCCCCCACUACCUGUCUGACUACACGGAUGCUCUUAGUUUGCAGUGCGUGGCCUCUUUCCUGUUCCUCUACUGUGCCUGCAUGUCCCCUGUCAUCACCUUCGGAGGACUGCUGGGCGAGGCAACAGAAGGACGCAUAAGUGCAAUUGAGUCGCUGUUUGGAGCCUCGCUGACUGGAAUAGCCUACUCCCUGUUCGCCGGGCAGCCCCUCACCAUCCUGGGCAGCACGGGGCCGGUGCUUGUAUUCGAAAAGAUAUUGUUCAAAUUCUGCAAGGAGUAUGGGUUAUCCUAUCUGUCCCUGAGAACAUGCAUCGGCCUGUGGACAUCGUUCCUCUGCAUCGUGCUGGUGGCCACGGACGCCAGUUCCCUCGUUUGUUACAUCACGCGCUUCACGGAGGAAGCCUUCGCCUCACUCAUCUGCAUCAUCUUCAUCUACGAGGCCUUGGAGAAACUCAUUCACCUGGGGGAACACUAUCCCUUCAACAAGAACAACAACCUGGACAAACUCAGCAUGUACUCAUGUUCGUGCGUCGAACCGUCUGACCCCACCAACGGCACCCUGAAGUUCUGGGAGAUCAACAACAUCACUGCCUCAGAAAUCUACUGGGAAGCUCUGGAGGUCAAGGACUGUAUCGAGAAACAAGGCGAGUUUGUGGGCAGCGCCUGUGGCCCGCACGGCCCCUAUGUCCCUGACGUCCUCUUCUGGUCUGCCAUCCUCUUCUUCUCCACUGUCAUCAUGUCUGCCUUCCUAAAGGAGUUCAAGUUCAGCAAUUACUUUCCCACAAAGGUGAGGGCCCUCAUCAGUGACUUUGCCAUUUUCUUCACCAUCCUUACGAUGGUGUUAGUCGACUACGCAUUAGGGGUUCCCUCUCCGAAGCUGAAGGUUCCCAGUGUGUUUAAGCCGACCAGGGAUGAUCGAGGCUGGUUCAUUAACCCGCUGGGGCCCAACCCCUGGUGGACGGCAGUCAUAACAGUGAUCCCAGCUCUGCUCUGCACCAUCCUCAUUUUCAUGGACCAGCAGAUCACUGCUGUCAUCAUCAACAGGAAGGAGCACAAGCUUAAGAAAAGCUGUGGCUAUCACCUGGACCUAUUCAUGGUGGGGGUGAUGCUGGGCGUGUGCUCUCUGAUGGGUUUGCCGUGGUUCGUGGCGGCCACCGUGCUCUCCAUCACCCAUGUCAACAGCCUGAAGCUCGAGUCCGAGUGCUCGGCCCCCGGUGAGCAGCCCAAGUUCCUCGGCAUCAGAGAGCAACGAUUUACGGGUCUCAUGAUCUUCACCCUCAUGGGCUGCUCCGUGUUCAUGACGUCUGUGCUCAAGUUCAUUCCUAUGCCUGUGUUGUACGGAGUGUUCCUUUAUAUGGGGGCAUCGUCUCUCCGAGGCAUUCAGUUGUUUGACCGCCUGACACUGUUUGCUAUGCCAGCCAAGCACCAGCCAGACUUCAUCUAUCUCCGACACGUACCCCUGAGGAAGGUGCACCUGUUCACCAUCAUCCAGCUCAGCUGUUUAAUUCUGCUCUGGGUCAUCAAGACCUCCAAGGCUGCCAUCGUCUUCCCUAUGAUGGUGUUAGCGCUCGUGUUUAUAAGGAAGCUAAUGGACUGCAUCUUCACCAAGAGAGAGAUGAGCUGGCUGGAUGACCUCAUGCCAGAGAGCAAGAAGAAGAAGCUUGAGGAUGCUGAUGAGGAGGAGGAGCAGAGUAUACUUGCAGAGGAAGAGGGAGUCGUGCAAGUGCCAUUAGAAGGGUACAAAGGAUUACCCGUCAUCAACAUCACAGACGAAAUGUCAAAAGGCUCUUUUGGAAAUACUUGGAAUGCAAACGGCUGAGACCUUUGAGGAAGAAUAACGACUUCAGAAUAAUUAAGUUUACCACAACGCUCACAGUAUUUCCCCACAAAUCAACGGUGCAAGAUGAGAAAGGGAAAGCGAAGAAGAGGAGGGGCAGUGUCGUGUGUCUUUGUCACUGUCCCUUCUGUGUGUACAUUGUGUUACUACCGAUUAUAAAUCCCUCACAUAUACGUUUUGUAAAUUUAUGUGCGUGUUAUCUGAUGUGUCACAAAUAUAUUCUGCUAUUCAUGGAACCUUCUGUAGAAUUUUCCUGUGUCGAUGAUGUCAAACCGUACUUUAUAAAUCUAGAAACUGUAUUAAUACCACACGGAAUGCAAACUACAAAAAGGUUGGUUUUGUUUUGAAGUUUUUGCUUUGGGAUAAAUGUAUUUUGUUACAUACUUUGUAUUUCGAGAUACCAUCAUGUCAACAUGUCCUUGCAUUCUUUAUCUAUUUAUGUAACGAUUCCCUACAUUGGAUAUGAUGUGAAAUAAAAUAUGAAGAUCUAGUUAAUAUAAUAAUAAUAAUAAUAAACAUUAUUUGUAUAGCACCUUUCAUGCAAUAAAUUCAGCUUUACAUAUAUUACAAGCAUAAGCAUAAGAUCCUUGUUGACAAUUACUACAUAGAAGCAGUUUGAAAAGCCAUAUGUAACUGUGUACCUCAUGAAAAAGUCUGUAAACUGGAUGUGAGUUGGUGGAACCAUUUUAAUUCUGCCCAAUGAUUGUGACUCACCUAAGGUGGACAUUAUUGUUUUAAACUAACUAAAUGACAAUAUUCUAUACGAAUACUGAACCAAAAACAAAAGCACUUUUUUGGUAAGAUAUCAAUACUCCAAUACAUAUUUAUAUAAGAAAUUAUUUAUCUAUAGUUAUUUUGUGGAAUAUAAUAAAUAUGUUUGCGACAGAAUAGCUUACAGAGACUUGUGUCUCUAUGGUGUCAGUGUAAGGCUUAUUUUGUAAAUGUAAAUAUGAAUAACCUCACUUUGUGUUUUAAAGCUCUUAUGAAGUUUAUUUGAUGUCAUAAAUUAACAAGAUAUGAGAACAUUCAAAAUCUGUUCCUGAGGAUUACACUGAGGUUGUAAUAUCAGAGUUUUAAAACAAACAAAAAACAGUUUUAUCAUACACACAUAUUUUGUCAAUGUUAUUUUAAUUAAAUACAUUUCUAUUAUCACCCUCA
Messenger RNA from Hippoglossus stenolepis (Pacific halibut), 4595 nucleotides. RefSeq names its product solute carrier family 4 member 10b (gene slc4a10b). Gene Ontology annotation, cellular component: basolateral plasma membrane; plasma membrane. The coding region runs from base 168 to 3419 and encodes 1083 amino acids. Lineage: Eukaryota; Metazoa; Chordata; Actinopteri; Pleuronectiformes; Pleuronectidae. Gene Ontology annotation, molecular function: monoatomic anion transmembrane transporter activity; solute:inorganic anion antiporter activity; sodium:bicarbonate symporter activity. Gene Ontology annotation, biological process: transmembrane transport; bicarbonate transport; monoatomic anion transport. The transcript is spliced from 26 exons. The record is from RefSeq and is a predicted model, not a curated record.